Messenger RNA from Brassica rapa (field mustard), 1851 nucleotides. RefSeq names its product bifunctional UDP-glucose 4-epimerase and UDP-xylose 4-epimerase 3. Gene Ontology annotation, cellular component: cytosol. Gene Ontology annotation, molecular function: UDP-glucose 4-epimerase activity. The record is from RefSeq and is a predicted model, not a curated record. Lineage: Eukaryota; Viridiplantae; Streptophyta; Magnoliopsida; Brassicales; Brassicaceae. Gene Ontology annotation, biological process: galactose metabolic process.
UACUGAAUUAAACUUUUCACCAAAAGUAUUUCAUCUUUUCAAUUUUUUUUGUUAUCUAUUAAAAGAUUUAAAAUUUGUUCUUUUCUAAAUUCCAUUAAGCAUUUGUUUUGAUUGUUACACUAUGUUGCGAUGAAUCUGUUCAAUUGGAACUAUGACUAGGUAGAAACUAAAAUUAUGGCGCAUAUAUGUGGAUAACCCUUAUAAUUUCGUCUCAACCAUCUAAUCAUUUUUUUUUCAAAAACAAAACUAUGUAAAUCUUUUAUUUAAAAAUCCUUAAUUAUCUAAAAGUAGAAAACUAAAUUCAGAGACACUAAACUACCCGUUUACCCCUCCAACUCUAAUCCUCGUGGAUUUGGUCUUUCGUUAUCCAUUAAUCCAAAAAUAGAUUAAGAACAGGCAAAUGAAUAUCCUUUUUUUGUUAUUCAAACAAAAUCUUUUUUUGGUCAAAAAGGUGUAAAGUGUAUCAUUUUCCCCGUCACUUAUAUAACAAACCUUCACGAGUUCAAUUCCUACAUCAAAGAAACCAUCAAAAAGAGAUCUCUCCAUCUCAUUAACCUCUUCCUUUAUUUCGUUCACGGCAACGUUCUUAUCUCUACUCACAAGAAUCCAACACAUCAAUAAAAAGACUCUCUCUCUCUCUCUCCCCUUGAUUUGCUGAAAAGAUCAAAUGGGUUCUUCUGUGGAGCAGUGCAUUUUGGUGACAGGUGGUGCUGGGUUCAUUGGAACGCACACUGUGGUUCAGCUUUUGAAUCAGGGCUUCAAGGUUUCCAUCAUCGACAAUCUUGAUAACUCUGUCCAUGAAGCUGUUCAUAGGGUUCGUGAGCUUGUUGGUCCUGAUCUCUCUUCCAAGCUUGAAUUCAAUCUGGGUGAUUUGAGAAACAAAGGAGACAUUGAGAAACUCUUUUCGAAUCAGAGAUUUGAUGCUGUGAUUCACUUUGCUGGUCUUAAAGCUGUGGGUGAAAGUGUAGCAAACCCUCGUCGUUACUUUGAUAACAACUUAGUUGGAACUAUCAAUCUCUAUGAGACCAUGGCAAAGUACAACUGCAAAAUGAUGGUGUUCUCGUCGUCUGCAACAGUUUAUGGCCAACCAGAAGUAGUCCCUUGUGUGGAAGACUUUGAUUUACAGGCUAUGAAUCCUUAUGGUCGCACUAAGCUGUAUCUUGAAGAGAUAGCUAGAGACAUUCAAGCGGCAGAGCCAGAAUGGAGGAUAAUUCUUCUGAGGUACUUCAAUCCUGUUGGAGCUCACGAGAGCGGAAGGAUCGGAGAAGAUCCAAAGGGCAUACCAAACAAUCUCAUGCCUUAUAUCCAGCAAGUUGCUGUUGGAAGAUUACCUGAGCUCAAUGUGUUUGGACAUGACUAUCCUACACCGGAUGGUAGCGCGGUCAGAGACUACAUUCAUGUGAUGGAUUUAGCAGAUGGACAUGUUGCUGCAUUGAACAAGCUGUUUACUGAUCCAAAGAUUGGUUGUACUGCUUAUAAUCUUGGGACUGGUCAAGGAACUUCUGUCUUGGAAAUGGUUUCUGCUUUCGAAAAAGCUUCUGGCAAGAAAAUCCCAAUGAAGUUGUGUCCAAGAAGAGCUGGAGAUGCAACAGCUGUGUAUGCUUCAACUGAGAGAGCUGAGAAAGAACUCGGAUGGAAGGCAAAAUAUGGAGUGGAUGAGAUGUGCAGAGAUCAGUGGAACUGGGCAAACAACAACCCAUGGGGUUUCCAUGAAAAGCCUUGACCUUCUUCCUCUUUCUCUUAAAGCUUUUCCUUUUUUUUUCUUUCGUCACUCAACAUAAAGAAAAAACAAUAAGAAUUGUAUUGAGCAUUCUUCUUCUGGUUAAUAAGAAUCUACUUUAAACUGUACGA